UGGUGGAUAAGCUAGACAAUAUGAAGAAAAACUCCCUUGGUAAUGGGACGACUCAAUGUAUCCUCUGUGGGGAUGAGUUUGGUCUCUUAGGAGCUUCACCUAUGACCUGCUACGAUUGUUACAAGGCUGUAUGUUCCAAAUGUGGUGUAGACACAACCAACAGCAUUAAACAACCCAUCAUGCUUUGCAAAAUUUGUAGCGAGACAAGAGAGUUAUGGAAGCGAUCGGGAGCUUGGUUCUUCAAAGCUCUACCAAAGUACACAGUCCCUGAGAAGAAAUCUGACAUGCAUCAUAGAUACCCUGGUAGCUUUAGAAGAAACGAAGCCACGCCCAUCAGGAGAAGGCGAGCUGACAGCGAGAGCUCAGACGCUUCUAGUUCUGAUGAUGACGUCAGUCUAGGCCGUAAGAGGAGAACCAAACGAGAUGGAGAUCAAGACGACACAAGCAUAUCCAGUAGCGGACUGAGCAGCGCAAACCUUCUAGGAGGGGGAUCGAAGAGUGAUUACCCUGGUACCAUCUAUUCAUCCAAUCACAUGGCUGGUAGCAGGACGAGUAUCGGCAGUGGGGGAUGGUAUGGAAGUGCAAAUGAUAGCAGCGUGGGUGACGGCGGACAUGAUGAUUCAGACAGUGAGAGAAGUACUCCUGGAGCUACUCUUGGAAAGGACAAGCUUUCUCGUACCAGCUCCACCCGCUCCACCGGUGGAGGCUCCUCCACCCCCUACCAGACCUCCACCUCCCGAGGCUCCAGGUACGACAGCAACCCAAGGCACUCCCUCGGUGACGCCGACGAUGACAUGGACCGCGCCUUUAGCCAGUAUGGAGGGGUGGCAGCCGGUGAUGGGGACAAUGGUUAUACCGGCGGUGGAGGUGCAGGGGGACAGUAUGCCGGUCACUAUGGGGGCUCUGGCGGUGGAGGGUAUGGUAACGGUGGUAAGGGGGGCUUGCAGGUGGCUGGUGGCAUUAUGAUGAGCGGUGGUGGUGGUGGUGGUAGCGGCAGCGAGGGGAACGGUUACGACCCUCAGGAGUAUGUCGGGGAUGCUAUGGAUAGCUCGCCUGAUGAAGGAAGUUCACUCGGGACCCUUGAGUUCUCUGUUCUUUAUGAUGGAAUUAACAAUGCACUCCAUUGCACCGUCACCAAGGCUCGUGGUCUCAAAGCCAUGGAUUCUAAUGGCCUAUCAGAUCCCUACGUCAAGUUACAUUUGUUGCCUGGGGCAACCAAGUCUACAAAGCUACGUACGAAGACUGUUGCCAAAACCCUGAAUCCAGACUUCAACGAGACACUGACCUACUACGGGGUCACCGAGGAUGACCUCUCAAGAAAAAUCCUUAGGUUAUCAGUAUUGGACGAAGAUAGAUUUGGCCACAAUGAUUUUAUCGGAGAAUACAGGCUACCACUUAGAAAGCUCACACCAUACCAAACCAAGUCACUCAGCGUUUAUCUUGAAAAACCUCUUCCAUUGGAGAAGGAUGAUGAAUUAGCUGGAGAGCGUGGUAAGCUGAUGGUUGGUCUGAAAUACGUCAGCACUAGACAGACUCUUGUAGUCAGCAUUAUCAGAGGGGCGGGGCUAGCAGCCAUGGACUCAAAUGGUUACUCAGAUCCUUAUGUCAAAGUAUACCUAAAACCAGAUGCAGGAAAAAGAACAAAACACAAGACAGCAGUCAAGAAGAGGACACUCAAUCCUGAAUUCAAUGAGGAAUUUUACUAUGAAGUGAAGCACAAUGAGUUAGCUAAGAAGACACUAGAGAUCACUGUGUGGGAUAAAGACAUUGCCAAGGCUAAUGAUUACAUAGGUGGCGUACAGCUUGGAAUCAACAGUAAGGGUGAGCGUCUACGGCAUUGGUUUGAGACUCUUAAAGGAAUCGACAAGAAAUACGAGAGAUGGCACACUCUUUCUGAUGAGAUCUUCGGAGAGGAAUAAGAUAUCUGAAUUAUUUAGUAGAUAAAUGUAUGUUUGUAAUGAAGUAUGUAGAUGUAUUUUGAGAUAAAACAGCGAUCUACAGUAGAUGUUGAUGUAGUAUAGUACAGGUGAAAUGAUAGUCAUGAGUUGCUGAUGUGUAGAUGAAUCAUGCACACAAAA
Lytechinus variegatus (green sea urchin) is the source of this 2078-nucleotide messenger RNA. RefSeq names its product double C2-like domain-containing protein beta. The record is from RefSeq and is a predicted model, not a curated record. Gene Ontology annotation, biological process: exocytosis. Bases 21 to 1919 code for a protein of 632 amino acids. Lineage: Eukaryota; Metazoa; Echinodermata; Echinoidea; Temnopleuroida; Toxopneustidae. Gene Ontology annotation, cellular component: synaptic vesicle; membrane. The transcript has 14 exons.